CUGGCAAGGGGCGAGGGGGGCCGCUCCCCGCCGGAGCCGCCGCGUUGUUUUCGUUAGCGCGGCAGCGGGGACGGCCGAGCCGCAUCGGGGCGAGCCGCGCGGUCCCAGCAGGCGGCACCGUGGCUGGGGACGGCUCCUUCUCCCGCACCCCGCGGAGCUGCGCAUCCCGCAAAGCUUCUCAGCCCGCGGGCCCACGAGGGUCGGUGCUCGCGUGUCUCCGCAGCCACGGCCGCGCUGGCACACGCGUGGUGCCUGGCCUGCCCCGCUGCGGCCCCGCCGCCGCCUCCCCAUGGUCUCUCUCAGGCCGUGUCGGGCAGCGGGAGAGGAGGCGGGAGCCCCGCGGCCUGUUUUUAGGACAAUAAAGUGCUUUUCGUUCCUUUCCCUGCGUGAGGUCAGAGGAGCGCUCCCGGGCUGCUCGCGUUGCCGAGACCGGCUCGGCCGUGAGAGGAAAGGCGAGCGCCUGAAGGGACGAGAGGGGACUCGGGGUCUGCCGUGCAUUUGCACCGCUUCUGUGGGGGCACCUCCCCCAGGGAAGAACCCCCUGCCCCGGAGCGGCGGGUGGCGCGGCAGGUCGCGUUUCAGGGCGAGCCGGCGGAAAGCUCCGGCGAGGCUAAUUCUGUGUAAGAAAAUGAGAGCGAAAAGAGGUUGGUGGGAAGGGAAGAGAGAGGCCACAGUCGGCCUCACUUUCGGAGCCGGGCGGUCGGGGGUCCCGUAGGGCCGGGAACCCCGCGAAGCCGCCGCUCUUAGGAUGCGUCGAAGGUGGAGGGAUGGCCAAGAGGGAAAAGAUAGAGUUUGGAAACAGAUUUGUGUCCAUGUCAGCUCUCAGUGGCGGCCGGCGUGGUGGGGCUGGCGAGGCUCUGCCGGGCGAGGCAGCCGGGAGAGAGCCCCUUCGUCGGCCUCGUGUCUCUACACCCGCACGUCCCCCGUCCCGGCAGUCCCGAGCGGGGCUCCCCGGGCCGCUCCGCUCACGGGCAGCGGCGGUGUCCCCCACUUCCAAACCCGGCUGCCCCUUGCCCGAUAUCACGGCGCGCCGGCGGCCGUGGGGCAGAGGGGGAAGCUCGGUCAGGGGAGCAGAACAGAGCCCACCUGCGACCACGCCAGCGGAUCGGUUCCGUGUCUCGGCGGGUUCCGUGGGAGAUGGGCUGCGGGCCGUGGGAUUGCGCGGGUGCGUGGCUGCAGGCGCUAAUGGGCACGAGGAGAGGGACUGCCCGCCAGGCUUGGAGCCGAAAUUUGUUUUGGCCUUUGGAAAGGGCCGUUAUUUCCCGCUCCCGCUCCCCCACCCAAGCCGUUUUGCUUAAGAAUAAACCAAUAAACCUGGGAGCGGUCGAAGCCUCGUGAUUUUUUCCCGUUACCUCUCCCCACCCUCACCCGCGGCCGUGGGUCUGCAUCCACCACGUGAAUGGGAGGUACAGGGGGAGGAAGCCCGAGUAAAGGCCCCCCGGGCCGGGAAAAUCCUGCUCAGGCCCCCCGCGCCUCCGCUGGGCCGCUGUCCUGCGGUCCCCGCCACAGUCCAGGGGCUGUCCCUCGUCAAGGGGCGCGAGGCAGGAAAGGGCAGGGCAGGCUCGGAGGGAUGUGGGCGCGGGGGUCUUUCCGCCACCCCCAGGCGUCCGCAGACGGCUCCCUGUCCCGCCCCUGCGGCGUCCCGGUCCGGCGGGGAGCGCGGCCCCAGGGGCUUCAGCGUCACCCCCGGCCCGGGAAGGGGAAGUCGGUCUGCUGAAAAGUUGGUGACAGGCUGGGGCAGCGGAGGCAGAGCGGGCAGGUGCCGCCGUCGCAGCCGGGCGGUGGAGCGCUCGGGGGGCGGCCGGCUGCGAGCAAACUUUGAUUCCUGCUUACAGAACAUGUCAGAGUUUUCCUGGGUUUUGGCUGCGUCUGGGGACAUCUUGUGAUGUUUUAGAGAACAGGACAUGAUCUCACAUGGCGAGGAGCUCUUUAGUUUCUUAAUCAUUUCACGGUUCCUUCAGAGGCUUUUUUCCACCUAAAACGUUUAGUUUCAGCUCAGUGAUCAGCUGCAAAAGCUCGGCGGGGAGCGGAAGAGUUGAAUUAUUCCAACCUGAGAGAGCCCCUUACCAAAAAAAAAAAAAAAAGAAAGAAAAAAAAAAGAAAAAAAAGAAAAAGAAAAAAAGAGAAAAUAAAGAAGAAAAAAAAAAAAAGAAAGAAGGAGUAAAAAAGAAAAUAAAGAAGAGAAAAGAGAAGAAAAGACAAAAAACCAGAAAGGAGGAAAAGAAAAACGGAAAAAUACAAAAAAGAGGAAAAAAAAGAGGAAAGAACACAAAGCAGUAAAAAGAAAAGAAAAGAAAAAAAAAGAGGGAAACGGAAGAGGUUGCAAUACGAAGUGAAAACUUUUUCUUGUCUUCGUUUACCCAAAUCCUGAAGAGCCGUAAUGGAGUUGGAGAAAACCUACGCGACACCCCGAGCCGGCCGCACAGGACAUGGAGGCGUGAAUCAGCUGGGAGGUGUUUUUGUGAACGGUCGCCCUCUCCCAGAUGUCGUUCGCCAAAGGAUCGUGGAGCUCGCCCACCAAGGGGUCCGGCCGUGUGACAUCUCCCGGCAGCUCCGCGUCAGCCACGGCUGUGUCAGCAAAAUACUUGGCAGGUAUUAUGAAACCGGGAGUAUUAAGCCUGGAGUGAUUGGAGGAUCAAAACCAAAGGUCGCCACACCCAAAGUCGUUGAAAAAAUUGCAGAGUACAAACGCCAAAAUCCCACCAUGUUUGCCUGGGAGAUCAGGGACAGACUCCUUGCUGAGCGAGUGUGUGACAAUGACACUGUGCCCAGUGUCAGCUCCAUUAACAGGAUCAUACGGACCAAGGUGCAGCAGCCACCCAAUCAGCAGGUUCCGGCUUCCAGCCACAGCAUAGCCUCCACGGGAUCAGUCACCCAGGUGUCCUCUGUAACCACUGACUCUGCUGGCUCGUCCUACUCCAUUAGUGGGAUCCUGGGAAUUGCCUCCCCUGGCACGGAGAGCAACAAGCGCAAGCGGGAUGAAGGUAUUCAGGAAUCUCCAGUACCAAAUGGCCAUUCUCUUCCAAGCAGAGAUUUUCUUCGGAAACAGAUGCGAGGAGACCUUUUCACCCAGCAGCAGCUAGAAGUGUUGGAUCGUGUCUUUGAGAGACAACAUUAUUCUGACAUUUUCACAACAACUGAGCCCAUCAAACCAGAGCAGGCAACUGAAUAUUCAGCCAUGGCCUCACUAGCUGGUGGAUUGGAUGACAUGAAGGCCAAUAUAACCAGCCCUACUUCUGCAGAUUUGGGAGCAAGUGUUCCUGGGCCUCAGUCCUAUCCUAUUGUCACAGGUCGCGAGCUGGCAAGUACAACCCUCCCAGGAUACCCUCCACAUGUCCCUCCUGCCGGACAGGGCAGCUACUCCGCUCCAGCGCUGACAGGAAUGGUGCCUGGGAGCGAGUUUUCUGGGAGCCCAUACAGCCACCCACAAUAUUCAACAUACAACGACUCCUGGAGGUUUCCCAACCCUGGACUCCUGGGCUCCCCCUACUACUACAGCACCACAGCCCGUGGAGCAGCCGCACCAGCCACUGCUGCUGCUUAUGACCGCCACUGACACCGGAGCUCGGGGCACCGGCACUGACAGCACGCGUGUCUGGGACAGCCGUGACGAGUCAUCCUGCUGCCACCAUGCCAGCCACUCCAAAAGGGAAGGAGAAAGUACCUAGUAGGAACAUGAUAAUUGAAAUUUUGCUCUUUAAGCUUGUUAAACUGAUUAUUGUAUUCUUAAAUCUGGUUGGGUCCUGAAUCAAACAGAGAAACAGGAGGAGGUAUACUCCUGAAGCUCUGUGUGGUCAAAAAAGUGUGGUAGCUUUGUGUUCUUUGCAGCGGCUGGCUACUGCUUUAAUCGCCUGCGGGUGCCAUGGCUGUAUCUGGGGAUAAGGAAGAGAUGUGAGCAGCUCCCCUUGGGGCAGCUCCCUCUUGCUGCACACUGAAACAGGCUGUGAGACUCAAGGCAAUUUUCUUUUCUUCGUCUUCUUCUUUUUUUCUUUUUCUUUUUUUUUUUUUUUUUUUUUUUUUUUAAUUGUGUGUGUGGCAAAGAAAAAAUCAGUCUGCUCAUUUUACACAAGCACACCACUGUAAAUAUUUGCUUCUUUGUAUUACUGUAAAACUAGCUUAAGCAUAAACAGCAACGUUGUACAAGUAUGAACUCAAAGCACAUCCAAAAGUGUGUUUUGAAACUGGUGCACUGAUUCAAAGAACUCAGUAAGCUUUAAGCAACUUUGAACCAGGUCAACACUCAUUGUGGCUGUAUUUUGGGCUGAUGUUGUUUCUGUAUAGAGCAUCCUAUUUGACAGUGCGUGAUCAUGCUAUAUGCUGGUAUCAAACACAUGGGCAACUGAAAGACAUAGGCAAUUUUGUGAUACUUUACUGCUUAAUGUUCAUUUAUGUUCAUUUGUCAUCAUACUAAACACUGGAACGAAUUCACCGGUUUCAAGUUAAGCAGCAUCCAGGAAGGAAUUCCUAAAUAACAGUUGACACCUUAUGUAUAUCUCUAUAGAUUGUGUGCUAAAUCCCAGUCAUGAAAACCCUGAGAGGAAGGCAGAGUGGUUAUGAUUUUUGUUAUGUGCAUGUAUUGAGUGGGGUGUACCAGGCAUCAGGGUAUAUGCACUCACUUUCCAAGCCAAGGGAAAAGAACUUGGUUCGGGGUGUCUGUACAUUUCUGUGAAGGCAUUGCAGAUUCCAGCACUGUAAUCCAGACAUCCUGGGGAAUUUUGCCCUGCUAAUUCCAUGUUUCUUCCCUCCUAGUUAAAUAGGAAGCACUAAUAGUCACAUGUUUCAAUGUGCACCUUGUGGGGGGCUAAAUUAAGAGCACAGAGCAGCUACAAAUGACCACUAAGCAGCUACACCAAUCACUGCCUCUCCAUGGAGCAAGGACAACUGCUGAUCUCUCCCUGAAGCCUCCCACUACCCCAGGCCAAGGCACAGACAACCUCAGCCACUUAAGCAUGAUGGGCAUGACCCCAUCCCUUCCCUCCUGAGGGCAGUGGAGAAGCUCCCUGAUCCUGUUGAGAUGAAGACCUGGCUGUAGCCUCCUUAUUCCUGACCCAAUUAUCCUCAUCCACCCAGAGCUGCCUGGGCUCCACUGAGGGGUCCUGUUGGUGUAGAAGAAAGGUUGUUGUUGUCAAACUUGAGAUGCACACCUGUGGAGGAACAUUCAAGCAGGUAUUCACCAGGUUCCAGCUGUACAAACAUUUCUCUGGCAGCACCUGAGUUAACACUAUUCUCUCUCCUCCCUUCCCACCUCACCACUUGUGCUGCAUAUCUGGUAUCUGUAGUGGCCACUGAUCUGCUGAGAAAUUCCCUCUCCUACUACAGUGGCAUCUUCUCAUGGUAUGGAAAUGCAGCCAUCACUUCCAAGUUUCCAGGGCAGAUGUGUUCCAAACCUCAGCAGCCAUGGAGACAUCCAGGUCCCACCAGCUCAGUGACUUUUCACCAUGAUGUUCACAGACCCCAUCAGGGAUUUUAGCCAGAGUCUUUUAAACUAAUCCAGAAAUAAAUUUUGUGACAAACUUAUCAGUGAGAUGAGAGCCGCUUUUAAUAUUUCAGUAAUUAAUUACUGAUACACACCUGUUUUUAACAAAAGACAAAUAACAGUAUGGAAGUUUUAUACAAGGAAACUUCUGAAGCCCUGCUUUGGGUUCAUUCUAACCUGCAUACCCAUGAUUGCUUGCACUCCUUGGACAAUACUGGAAAGGGAUUUCUGUCCCUGGGACCACGUGCAAGAGCCGGGCCAAGGGGUGUGCAUUGUCUUCACUCUGAGCACAUGCACCUUCUCUGUGAGCCCAGGAAGGUUUGUGUCUGUCCAGUGCCUUUGCUGAAGAGACAAGAAACAAGGGUUUGACCACCGGUGCUGGUGAUGUAUGCUGGAGAAGAGGUGUACUGAGUUACACCAGGUGUUGGGACACCAUCAGGCUUGGCUGAAACAAGUCUG
Messenger RNA from Prinia subflava (tawny-flanked prinia), 5935 nucleotides. RefSeq names its product paired box 5 (gene PAX5). Lineage: Eukaryota; Metazoa; Chordata; Aves; Passeriformes; Cisticolidae. Bases 2381 to 3556 code for a protein of 391 amino acids. Gene Ontology annotation, molecular function: DNA-binding transcription factor activity, RNA polymerase II-specific; RNA polymerase II cis-regulatory region sequence-specific DNA binding. The record is from RefSeq and is a predicted model, not a curated record. Gene Ontology annotation, biological process: anatomical structure development; regulation of transcription by RNA polymerase II. The transcript is spliced from 10 exons.